Amphibalanus amphitrite is the source of this 555-nucleotide messenger RNA. RefSeq names its product tetratricopeptide repeat protein 17-like. Gene Ontology annotation, biological process: actin filament polymerization. The transcript is spliced from 4 exons. NCBI's taxonomy places the organism in Eukaryota, Metazoa, Arthropoda, Thecostraca, Balanomorpha, Balanidae. The coding region runs from base 1 to 555 and encodes 184 amino acids. The record is from RefSeq and is a predicted model, not a curated record. Gene Ontology annotation, cellular component: actin cytoskeleton; cytoplasm. Gene Ontology annotation, molecular function: protein binding.
AUGCGGCCUGAUGACGAAACUGCAGAGACAGCACCUGAGCCUGACGAUGAACAGGAACCACCCCUGGACUGUGGCAAGUCUGUCAACUUCACACACUAUGACCACCUGGUGGGGGUAUCAAACAGGCAAAGGCACCCAGCGCUGGUGCCCGAGCCGCAUGCUGGCCUUGUAUUCCGGCGUCGGGGAGACAGAGCCAGCGAUACCAUCGAUCUGGACGUGUUGGAGAAAAAGCUACGGCGCUCCAAACGAGAGAAACCCAAGUCGUUGCAGCUGUACAACCAGAUCGGCAACUUUUGGCGUGUGAAAGGUGACGCGUCCAAAGCCAUCGAGUGCUUCCGACGCUCGCUCGCGGUGUCUCCAAAUAACGCUGAGGUGCUGUUGAACUUGGCCCGGGUCUUGUUCAACCUGCAGUACCUGGAUGACGCCAUCUUCCUCACGCGCCGAUCGCUGGAGGUGCAGCCUCCCGAUCAGAACGCGUGGCUGCAGCACUUCACCCUGGGGGAGAUACUGAAGGUGAGGGAUGGCUGUAGCACUUCACCGUGGGGGAGAUACUGA